CCCCUACCAUCACUCCCCAACUCCCUCCCAUCACCACCACCACCACCACCACCACCACCUCCACCUCCACCACCACCACCACCAAUGGAAGAACCUCUUCUCCUUCUCCAACUUCAAGAAUGCAAUCCCAAUCCCUCCACUUCCUACUCUUCCUCUUCCUCCUCCUCCAUCCCCAUCAAAGACCACCCCAAACCAAACAUUAAUGAAUUACCCACCAACAACCAAAACAACAAACUAAGCUCAUCUUCAUCAUCAUCAUCAUCAUCAUCAUCAUCACCAUCUUCUUCUUCUUCUUCUUCAUCCUCAUCAUCAUCAUGCAACAACAAAACUCGUCACAAUAACAAUAACAACAACAACAACAACAACAACAACAACAAGAAGCAUCCAACUUACCGAGGUGUACGCAUGCGCAACUGGGGGAAAUGGGUAUCAGAGAUACGUGAACCUCGGAAAAAAUCAAGAAUUUGGCUUGGCACGUUCCCAACUCCAGAAAUGGCCGCACGAGCUCAUGACGUCGCUGCUCUCACCAUCAAAGGCCAGUCUGCUUAUCUAAACUUCCCCGAACUCGCCUCCUUCCUCCCUCGCCCUGCCACCUCUUCCCCUAAAGACAUCCAGGCCGCCGCCGCCAAAGCUGCCAAUGCUACUAAGUUCACUGAAGUUAAUGAUGAUGAUCAUCAUGAUCAUCUCCUCUCUCCAACUACUGUCUCUACUACUUCUUCUUCUUCUUCUUCUUCUCCUCCUAACUCUUCUCCGGUCGACGACACUCUCUUCUUCGAUCUCCCGGACCUCAUUCUUGACUUGAGAGAUGGAUUUUAUUACUCCUCUUCUUCAUCUUCUUGGCUUGAAGAAACCUUCUCUUGUGAUCUUCAUCCUCUUCCUCAUCUUGGGACUUCUAUUAAUUAAUUAACAUGUAUUUUGUAUACUUCUUUGCUAAAUUUGGAAACUCCAUUCCAUUUGCUGCUGUUAUUAAUAUUAUUAUUAUUAUUGUUUUUUUA
Molecule: messenger RNA, 995 nt
Organism: Dioscorea cayenensis subsp. rotundata (Guinea yam)
Lineage: Eukaryota; Viridiplantae; Streptophyta; Magnoliopsida; Dioscoreales; Dioscoreaceae
Product: ethylene-responsive transcription factor ERF039-like
Exons: 1
Coding region: 85-903 (272 amino acids)
Biological process (GO): regulation of DNA-templated transcription
Molecular function (GO): DNA-binding transcription factor activity; DNA binding
Source: RefSeq, a predicted model, not a curated record